AUGUCGACAGAAAUCGCCCCUACCACUGUUGCACCUGAGUCGACCUCGGCCGCCACUCCACAGGGCAUGCGCAAGAAUGGUAAACAAUGGCAUCCUGUGAAGAAAGCUUUUCGACCAAAGGCUGGAAAUACUUCCUAUCAACAGAGAAAGGCAAAUGAUCUGGCAGUGGCACUAGUUAAAGCCAAAGAAAAGGAAAUGAAGGAGGAGAAGGAGCAAGCAAGACAGGCCCACAUAACAAAGAUCAGGGAAAAGCGCGCCAACAAGGAGGAGAGAGAACGGUACGAAAAGAUGGCCGAAAAGAUGCAUCAGAAGCGUGUCGACAGAUUAAAGAGAAGGGAGAAGAGAAACAAGAUGUUGAAGUCAUGA
This is a messenger RNA of Sclerotinia sclerotiorum 1980 UF-70, 366 nucleotides long. RefSeq lists its product with no specific name. The record is from RefSeq and is a predicted model, not a curated record. The coding region runs from base 1 to 366 and encodes 121 amino acids. The transcript is spliced from 3 exons. Lineage: Eukaryota; Fungi; Ascomycota; Leotiomycetes; Helotiales; Sclerotiniaceae.